Equus caballus (horse) is the source of this 4723-nucleotide messenger RNA. RefSeq names its product serine peptidase inhibitor, Kunitz type 1 (gene SPINT1). The record is from RefSeq and is a predicted model, not a curated record. Gene Ontology annotation, biological process: epithelium development; extracellular matrix organization; epidermis development. Lineage: Eukaryota; Metazoa; Chordata; Mammalia; Perissodactyla; Equidae. Gene Ontology annotation, molecular function: serine-type endopeptidase inhibitor activity; protein binding. Gene Ontology annotation, cellular component: plasma membrane.
AGUAAGUGCACGACCGUUUGCUUCAUUCCCAGCAAACCAUCUUUGCCCUGUGUCCAGCACUGUGCCAGGGGCUCUGGAAAAAUCCAGAAAAUCCAGAGAAAGGGAGACAGACCCCAGAUUCCCAUCCCUGACACCCACAAUGUAGGCAGCUGGCAGAUGUUUCAGUUCAGCCAGGAAAGUGACCGAAAGUUUGGCUAUGGGACCCAGCAGGUCAAGCCGUUCUAAAUGAGAAAUUAGGACGAACGUUCCCAUUGGGCAGGGGUUUAAGUCAUCACAAAAAGGGGUGGAAUCUCUUAUUUCGUGAGGGCAUUAAUAAGAGCAAUCUUGCUCUGGAGGGAAAGAUCUUUAAGAGUUCUUCACUCAGGAGCAGCAGUGAGGGUGGCAUCAAGGAGUCCACGGUUCCGUGAAGGUCAUUCAUUAACUCUGCUACUUUGAUGAGUUGGAACCUCUAAGCUUCCAAGGAUGGCAUUUCACUGGAAGAGAGUGGCCAGCUCUUAACCAGGAGCACAUGGGUGAGAGAGAAGAGGGAACCUGUGUUCCAGGGGAGACAGCAGCAGCUAACAGGGCGCUAAGGAUGCUAAUGAGCGCCAACAGGGACUUAGCUCCGACGGGGCCCGGAACCUAAACGUUAGUACAAGAGGAGGGAAGGCCUCAAACAAAAGGGAAGCACUGCGAAUCAAGCUGGGAAAUGGGACGCGGGAAAUGGCCUCAGCUUCUCACUCAGGCAGAAAGGAGGGCUUCCUGGAGCUGGCAAGGGCGGGGACGCUGGAGCAGGCAUCCCGGAUUCCACUUAUCAAAGGUGCAGCCACACAGCUUCUAGGAUCUCUUCCGGCCACGAGAUGGAAAUGUUUCCCGAGGGCUGACGCCGACGGCGAGAUCGUUUGCAUCGGGCUUUCCCCCAAGUCUCCUCCCCCAGCCCCUUCACCAGCGCCUCAGGCAUGGGGCUGGAAACGCGGGCCGGACCAGAAAGGAAGGCAGGAAGCAACCCGCCAGAUCGCCCGACCCUCACGUGCCCGACGUCGAGGGAGCUUCCCGGCCGGGUCCGGGCCUCCGAGGUCGGCGAGCACUUCUGGGGCGCGGGGCCUCCCUGCGAGGCUGGACUCGGUGGAGCCUGCGGACAGCAGCCUGGAGGGGUGCGCCCCGGUGCCGGUCGCCCCAGGGCCUCAGAGCCCCCUUGGGGACCCAACCGCAGGGGAGUGGGGAUGGCGGGCUGGGCAGUCCGGAAGCUCGCCAGGGCGGGGCGGCCGAGGCGCACCGGGCAUGGGCGGGGCCAGCGGCACUAGGGUUAACGUCCGCCCCGCCCCGACAGCGCUGACUCAGUUUCACCAGAAACUAGGAGGAGGAGGUGGCCGAUCCAGCGCACCGGGCAGCGGGGCGGAAGCGGCGGGCCGAGCCGCGCAGGAAGGCGGGACCGGAACCUCGGCAGGCCCGGCCCCACCCCACUCACCUGCGCAGGUAACCCGGGCCCGGCGCGCGCCAAGGCGGAGGCAGAGCCGGACGGAGCAUGUUUGGCCCUUUGUUUUGCGCCCGCGCGUGCGUCCAGGUCUCAAGCACCCUUGGGGCCCAGAGGCCCGCACUGUGAAGGUGACCCCCGUGGGGAGGAGGGCGACGGCCCCUGGGAGGAUGAUGGCCGGCGCCCACCUCUCCCAGGCCCUCAUCCCAGCGGUCCUGGUUUGGCUCCUGUGCGAGCUCGGCCUCCGGGGCACCCAGGCCGGGCAGCCGCCCGAGCCCCCUGGGCUGCCCGCGGGACCCGCCUGCCUGGACCGCUUCACCGCCGGGGUGCCUGACUUCGUGCUCGACACCGAGGCCUCGGUCAGCAACGGGGCCACUUUCCUGGGCUCCCCGACCGUCCGCCGCGGCUGGGACUGCGUACGCGCCUGCUGCACCACCCAGAACUGCAACUUGGCGCUGGUGGAGCUGCACUCCGACGGCGGGGAGGACGCCAUCGCCACCUGCUUCCUCAUGGACUGCCUCUACGAGCAGAACUUCGUGUGCAAGUUCGCGCCCAGGGAGGGCUUCAUCAACUACCUCACGCGGGAGGUUUACCGCUCCUACCGCGAGCUGCGGACCCAGGGCUUUGGAGGGUCCGGGAUCCCCAGGAUCUGGGCAGGCGUGGACUUGAAGGUGCAGCCCCAGGAACCCCUGGUGCUGAAGGGUGUGGGGACCACAGAUUGGCACCUACUGCAGGGUGACACGGACGUCAGGGUAGAGAAGAAUGAUCUGGACCAAGUGGAGCUGUGGGGACUCAAGGAGGGCGCCUACCUGUUCCAGCUGAGAGCUGGCUCAGACCAGCCAGACAGCACGACCAACAUCACCAUCACCGUGCUGUCCGCCAAGCAGACAGAAGAAUAUUGCCUCGCAUCUAGCAAGGUGGGGCGCUGCCGUGGUUCCUUCCCCCGCUGGUACUACGACCCCACAGAACAGAUCUGCAAGAGUUUCGUUUAUGGAGGUUGCUUGGGCAACAAGAACAACUACCUUCGGGAAGAAGAGUGCAAGCUGGCCUGCCGCGAUGUGCAAGGUCCAUCCGUGGAAAGGCACCAUCCAGUGUGCUCAGGCACCUGUCCCUCCACCAAGUUCCGCUGCAGCGAUGGCUGUUGCAUCGACAGCUUCUUGGAGUGUGACGACACUCCCGACUGCCCCGAUGCCUCCGAUGAGGCCACCUGUGACAAAUACACCAGCGGCUUCGAGGAGCUCCAGAACAUCCAUUUCCGCAGUGACAAAGGGCACUGCGUGGACCUGCCGGACACAGGCCUCUGCUUGGAGAGCAUCCCACGCUGGUACUACAACCCCUUCAGUGAACGCUGCGCCCGCUUUACCUAUGGCGGUUGUUAUGGCAACAAGAACAACUUUGAGGAGGAGCAGCAGUGCCUUGAGUCCUGCCGUGGCAUCUCCAAGAAGGAUGUAUUUGGUCUGCGGCGGGAAAGCCACAUUCCCAGCGUAGGCUCCGUGGAGGUUGCCGUUGCAGUGCUCUUAGUCACCUGCAUUGUGGUGGUGGUAGCCAUCCUGGGUUACUGCUUCAUCAAGAACCAGAGAAAGAGCUUCCACAGACACCACCACCGCCGCCCUCCGCCUCCUACCCCCACCAGCUCCACAGUCUCCACCACCGAGGACACAGAGCACCUGGUCUAUAACCACACGACCCGACCCCUCUGAGCUGGAGUUGCCUUGGCCCUUCGGCCUGGGGCUCUCGCCAGCUCUCACCUGGCCCUGCUUCCUCCUUGCCUAGGUGGAGGCUGGGCUGGGGAAGACUUUGGGACUAGACUCCUCUAGCCUGUUUCCCGGGACCAUUCUGCCUCAGAGGCCAGGGCUCCAGCCCCACCUGAAGGUGUCUCAGCUGUGCUCAGGCCGUUUGCUCCUGAGGAAGCUCAAGGGUCCAAGAGGAGCAGAAAACCUUUGAGUCAGGAGUCCCACACACAGAUGGACCUCUCUGCCUAGGAUUUUGGAGGAAGUCGGAGUUUGAUUCCUGUUCAGAGCUGCCUGCCCUGACCCCAUGGCGUUGGGAAGGGGCCUGGGGCUGUGUUGGAAGUUGGAGGCCCCAACCCAGUCCUCCUGAGCUGCCCCUCCCACUCUGCCCAGUCCAGAGCUGGGGGGAGGGACCUCCAUAUUUUGUGCUGUACAGAGUUGCUUUUUGGUUAUUUAAUGCUGUGGGGGUGGGUGAGAGGAGUGGAAAGUGCUGGUCUGGCCUCUGCCGCUUCUCCUUUCCCCAAGAGUGGGCCCCAGCCUGGCCUGGCCUGGCUCACAGGGCCAGAUCCAUGGCAUCCUCCUGGCACCCUCCAGGGCUCCCCUACUUCCCACAGGCCCAAGUCCACGCAUAGUGUAAUAAAUGGUUUGUCCUGUGAGCCUUCUGCCUCUGCUCUGUGGGCCAGGAGAGGGACAGGGCCGCUGGGGGGAGAUGGGACCGCCCUGUCCAACCGGUUCAGGCUUUGGCCACCCUGUUUAGCAGGUUUUCCUACCCUCCCUGAAACUGCCCCAGCCCCUGAGGGUAGAGGGAAGCGCCAAGUUUGACCACCAGAGGGAAGGGGAGAGGAGGGGAAGGGUGAGAUGCCAUGGGAGCCCGGGCCGGGCCUCUGGAGGCUGCAGUGCUCUGCUGAGCCUUCUUUCUCCCUAUCUGAGCCUGUCAACAAGCCUGGCCAGGAGCUGGGACGUCUUCACUGCAGUGUGUCAUUGAGGCCUGGGGGGAGGGAGGUUCUUAUCUCCACUCCCUACAGUCCCAUCUGGCCCGGGUCACCAUCUCCCUUGCUCACCCACAGAAGCUGUUGCUUCUUCACAGGACUGCGGCUGCCCCCAGGCUCUGCGCUCCUGCCCAGGGCCUUCAGCGGAGGUCCGCCACUGAUCCACACCCCUCCAUUGGUUUGAGCCACCAAAGUCAUACUUUCAAUUCAUUUCUUCAUUUCUUAAACAAAUUAUUAAGUUCCUAUUUACCAGGUCCCGCCAAUAGUUAGAAAUUCAGUAUUGUCACGAUGAGCACAGAGGAAGCACCCUGUAAGUGCUGUAUGGACCUCAAGUGACUGCCUCGGUCCACAACCUGUGAUAAAGGUGCUAUCUUCAUCUCCAUUUCACAGGUGGGGAGACUGACUCAGUGGGGUUGAGUUCGCAUGGUCGUAGAGCUGGUAUGGGAGGACCAGAUUCAAACCCUAACAUUAUGGCUCCAGAGAGUCUUACAAAAGGGAUACUUUUAAAUGGUGAUAAGUGCUGUGCAGAAAAAUAAAAUGGCCAUGUGAGA